Messenger RNA from Dinoponera quadriceps, 641 nucleotides. RefSeq names its product NADH dehydrogenase [ubiquinone] 1 alpha subcomplex subunit 6 (gene ND-B14). Lineage: Eukaryota; Metazoa; Arthropoda; Insecta; Hymenoptera; Formicidae. Gene Ontology annotation, biological process: response to oxidative stress. The transcript is spliced from 3 exons. The coding region runs from base 136 to 504 and encodes 122 amino acids. The record is from RefSeq and is a predicted model, not a curated record.
GAUUAAUUAUUUAACAGAAUUGACCAAUCGCAUUGGCCAAUUAACUAACUACGAUCAAUACGAUUGUUCAAUUUUAUUAAUUAAUCGGUUAACCAGAGUUGGUGAAAAUAGCCCUAAGUGAAGGAGUUCACAAAAAUGGCUGGCCAAGCUUCUUCCGUUUUUCGUCAAGUGAAACCUCUUUUAUCCGUUAACAGAGAAGACGCACGACGAAGAGUACUUAUUCUGUACAAAGCAUGGAUUCGUCAAGUACCGUCAACAUUAUUGGUUUAUGAUGUUCCCUUGAAGGCCCAAGAUUGUAAAGAAAAAAUACGUGAAGAAUUUAAACGUCAUGCUCAUGUAACCGAUGUAAGGAUUAUAGACCAUCUCAUUAUAAGGGGUCAAAUGGAGUUACAAGAAGUAGCUAAUAUAUGGAAACCUAAGAGUCAUCUUAUGACUUAUUGGAAAAAAACAGUGGAAAAGAAGCCAACUGAUUUUAUGUCGAAAUUCCUUAAUGGUCAAGAUUGAUUAGUUCUAUUCUGUCUUUGUUAGUUCUUGAGAUUUACUUCUGCCUGUAUCUUAGAAAAAUAUUGAAAUAAAUUAUAUACAUGAUGUGUAAAUAUAUAUCGCUUGAAUAAAUGGAUAUGUCUAUGUUCUAACAGUAA